Molecule: messenger RNA, 1263 nt
Organism: Oryzias latipes (Japanese medaka)
Lineage: Eukaryota; Metazoa; Chordata; Actinopteri; Beloniformes; Adrianichthyidae
Gene: pin1
Product: peptidylprolyl cis/trans isomerase, NIMA-interacting 1
Cellular component (GO): nucleus; cytosol
Molecular function (GO): protein binding; peptidyl-prolyl cis-trans isomerase activity
Source: RefSeq, a predicted model, not a curated record
AACAACUUUUGCCGUAAACCGACUGUCGUACCUGCUGAGCCGUAGCCGUGUCGCAUCGUUUGAACGUUGAAUUCUAACUUGAUAACGUUGCAGCAGAUAACAUGGCAGACGAGGAGAAUUUACCGUCGGGAUGGGAGAAAAGAAUGAGCCGUAGUUCAGGCAAGGUGUACUACUUUAACCACAUCACUAAUGCCAGCCAGUGGGAACGUCCUGUGGGAGAUGGCCGUGGAGAGCCAGAUAAGGUGCGAUGCUCCCACCUCCUAGUAAAACAUAAUCAGUCUCGACGUCCUUCUUCCUGGAGGGAACAAAAUAUAACACGAACUAAAGAAGAGGCUAUAGAGCUUAUUCAGAAGUACAUAGACGAAAUCAAAUCUGGGCAUGAGUCUUUUGAAUCUCUAGCCUCUCAGUUCAGCGACUGCAGCUCAGCUAAGAACGGUGGAGAUCUGGGACUGUUUGCCAGAGGUCAGAUGCAGAAGCCUUUUGAAGACGCGUCCUUCAAUCUGAAAGUGGGAGACAUGAGCGGCCCCGUCUUCACUGAUUCUGGCGUCCACAUCAUCCUACGCACAGGCUGAAAUGCCUCACGCUCGACCCUUCCUGUCUACAUCCUUACAUGUUUGCAUCCAGACCAGCCUCACCUGUAGUUUCUUUCUAUGACACAACCACUCAAUGAAUACAGCUUACAGCCUGUUCUCAUUGUUUUAGGAUGCAUCCAAUUGUGGGUCAUUUCUGUACCCAGAGAACUGAAGUACUCUUCAAGAUCUCAGCUUUUUAUUAGCCAUGGCCGAUUUGUGAUAUAAAAAUAUUAUUAGUGCCUGUUGAAGUGAUUAUUCUCUGGAAGGAAGCACAUGGACAGAGUGGAGCAGUAAGUGUGGAAAAGCAUGUCAUUGGAAUGCUUCAAAAAGGACCGUUUGCUGUUUGUUUGACUGUAGCCUUUUCCAUUAUUACUGUACGUGUGCCAAAGCAGUUCCUUUUUAUCUGAUGAUUUGGUUUAGGAGGGUUCAAAUGUCUUUGCAGCAUUGCAGCACCUUGAGUUCUCUAGAGUUUUACCUAGUUAACUCUCUAACUCUGGUUUAAGAUUGCUUCCAUGAACUCCAAAUGUUUCUUUAUAAAGCUGACUUUGAAAGGUGCAUGAUCGAUGCUCUGGAAACCCCCCAAUGAAGAGCCUGCUGGUUGAAACUAUUGGCUGAAAAGCUUUUAAAAGCAUCAAUGUUGGGGAGAACUGUUAACACUGUUUUUGUUUGAGAAUAAAUGAGAUAAAAUCCC